AUCAAAGACGAGUCCUGUUCGUCCAACAGUUUCACCGGCCAUAUAACCGUGACCCAAACCGCAGAAUAAAAAAUCGAACCAGCUGCAUUUGCGGCGAAGCCAACGACUAUUAUCGCUUGGGAGCCCAUGGGUUCGAUCAAAAGGCCCGAAGCCUGGUUCGUCAAGAUCGCUUGCACCAUCGUCGUUCGCUCCAACUCGCUCGAACGCUUCUUCGGCUAUUUCAGUAAGCACCUAACCCCUUCGCUUGUUUACGACGUCGUUAAUAAGCUCAACGUUCCUAUAUUGAGUUUCAAGUUUUUCGAGUUCAGCAGAAACAAGUUGCGCAUUAACAAUCACUCUUAUUGGACUUACAGUUUCCUCUUGAGGUCUCUUUGUGAAUCCAAUCUUCACAAUUCCGCUAGAUUGGUGUAUCAUUGGAUGAGGUGUGAUGGACAGAUUCCUGAUAAUUGGUUGUUAGGGUUUUUGGUUUCGUCAUAUGCGCUCGCCGGUCGGUUUGAUGUUUCCAAGGAAUUGCUUGUUGAUGUUCAGUGCAAUGGUGGUAUUGGAGUCAAUGCUGUUGUGUAUAAUGAAUUGUUCAACAUUUUGAUUAAACAGAAUAGGGUAGGUGAUGCUGUUGUUCUGUUUAGGGAGCUUGUUAGGUUCCAGUAUCGACCGGUGACGCACACGGUUAAUAUUUUGAUGCGUGGGUUGUGCAGGGCCGGGGAAAUUAAUGAGGCUUUUAGGCUUCUUGAGGAUUUAAGGAGUUUUGGUUGUUUGCCGGAUGUAGUUAGUUAUAAUACUCUUAUGCAUGGAAUGUGUCGAAUUAGUGAGGUAGAUAGAGCUAGAGGUUUAUUGAAUGAAGUUUGUUUGAAGAGGGAGUUGGUUCCUGAUGUUGUUAGUUACACGACGGUCAUAUUGGGUUAUUGCAAGUUGAGUAGAAUGGAGGAAGGGAAUUUACUUUUUGAUGAAAUGGUUAGGAGUGGAAUUGAGCCUAAUACAUUUACUUUUAAUGCUCUUAUAGAUGGUUUUGGUAAGUUGGGGGACAUGGGUUCUGCGCUGGCCAUGUAUGAGAAGAUGGUUUUUUGUGGUUGUCCUCCUGAUGUUGCUACCUUCACUUCCUUGAUUAAUGGAUAUUUUCGAGUUGGACAGGUGAAACUCGCGAUGGAAAUGUGGCGUGAAAUGAAUGGUAGAAAUAUUUCUGCAAGUUUGUAUACGUUUUCUGUUCUCGUUAGUGGCCUAUGCAAUAAUAACAGACUAAGUGAAGCUCGUGACAUUUUGAGACUAUUGAAUCAGAGUGGCGUUGUUCCACAGCCAUUUAUCUAUAAUCCUGUUAUUGAUGGAUAUUGCAAAUCCGGCAAUGUUGACAAGGCUAAUAACAUUGUCGCAGAAAUGGAGGGGAAUAGUUGCAAGCCUGAUAAGUUGACAUAUACGAUUCUUAUUAUUGGGCAUUGUAUGAAAGGGAGAAUGUGGGAAGCAAUUGGUGUCUUUGAUAAGAUGUUGGCAGUUAGUUGUGCCCCCGAUGAAAUCACUGUAAAUAAUUUAAGAUCCUUUCUUUUGAAGGCUGGAAUGCCUGGGGAAGCUGCCCGCGUCAAGAAAGUUCUUGGUCAGAGCUUGUCCAUGGGUACUUCAUCUUUGAAAAAAUCUUAUCAUGAAAGCAGAAAUGCAGAAAUGCCUGUUGCUGUUUAUUGAAGUGCUAUUGCAGAACAGUGGUUAGACAUGGCCUUCUACCAUUAUGCCUUAAGUAAUGGGCAAAUGUGGAUCAAAGGAAUGUUAUCAUUGGGCAGGGUGUCUCUAUUUUGUUGGAGAUUAUCAGUAUUUACAUUCACUUUGCGAUUCCUUCCAAGAUUAUGCUGUUCUGUUUCUGAACCUGGAAUUAGGUAUGUGAUGGAUGAACUAGGUUCAGCUUUGCGGCAUAGUGAUGAGCCAAAUUUCAGAGUUGCACCUUUUCUUUUCAUGCCAGAGGGCAAUCUGGCAUCGGCUGUAAGAAUGUUCAGAAGGAUGAAGAAUGCACUUGUGAUUUUCUUCUUGGUACAGGGGAGGUUAAACAUAGUUCUUCCAGGCUUACUGCAUGGUUCCGCAUGCCACAGAACUAUUUUAUUCAAAUAUACCUCAUGUAGAGGAAUACUUGACACAUCCUGAGUUUGCAAUCGCCAAGGAACCAAAAGAUGCAGAUAUAAUGUGGACAAGUGUGCAGGUAGAUGAGGAUUCCAGAAAGUCCCACUGGAAUAACGGAUCAGCAAUACAUUAAUCAAUUUCCUUUUGAGGCAUGUCUUGUUAUGAAACAUCAUUUAGCAGAGACAAUUCAGAAGGCACAUGGAUUUCCUCAAUUGUUGCAGCCUACUUAUAAUCUUGAAACACAUCUAUCUCAACUUAUUGGUAACUAUUGUGUAUGCAAAAGAGAAGGACUAGACAAUCUUUGGAUCUUGAAACCCUGGAACAUGGCCCGAACAAUUGAUACUACUGUAACUGAUAAUUUACCUGCAAUAAUCCGGCUCAUGGAAACUGGUCCUAAGAUUUGCCAGAAGUAUAUUGAACAACCAGCUUUGUUCCAAGGGAAAAAGUUUUAUCACCGAUGCAUAGUACUGGUUCAGAGCAUGCACCCUUUUGAGAUAUUCCUGUCAGAUUGUUUCUGGGUAUACUGAUUCUUCUUCUGGGCUUGAGUAUGAGUAACUUAAUAUAUACUCUGAAUAAAGUUUGUUAAGCCUUUUUCUUUAUUUCAUUGUGAUACUCAUAAAGAUUAUAAUGGCAGAAGGUUUUAUAUUUUAUUUUCAGGUUAGAAUAGCCAACAACCAAUAUUCUUUGGACUGAAGUAGUUCUUUUGAAUAUGAAACUCACUUCACUGUUAUGAAUUAUCCUGGAAGAAUAAAUCACAAGAAUGUUUAGGAUUUUGUGAGGGAAUGCGAAGAAGAACAUCAAGUUAAAUGGUUGUACAUACAUGCAAGAGUAAGGAAUAUGAUUCAAUCCGUGUUUGAAGCAGCUGCUGCUGCACAUCCUGAGAUGCAUAGUCCAACAUCAAGGGCAAUGUACGGUGUAGAUGUCAUGUUGGACAGCUCUUUCCAACCUAAGUUACUAGAGGUGACUUACUCCCGGAUUGUACAAGAGCUUGCAAAUAUGAGAGGGAGAUUGUGGUUGGAGAGGGAGGUAUUGCCAAGGGUUGUGAUUUCUUCAACAAUGUGUUCAGGUGUCUCUUUUUGAAUGAAUUUUCACAGGUUAGCCCAUUGUAACACGAGAGAAAGAUUUGUGUAAUGCCUUUUCUCAUGGGCUAAGGGGUUUGAGCAAUGCCGUGCAUGCCUUAAUUUUUCUUCAGUUAGAGAUGGUAAAAAUUAAAACUUUGGAGCACUCCUGUUAUUUUCCUUGAAGAAUAUGCGGGAAACUUGUAAGUAUGCAGCAACUAUCAAUAUUGUGCUGGUCAUUUCAAUAACUUUGGCUGUCAUGGUGGAUGCCAUCUUGUGCCUUUGAGUACAUUAAAUACAAUGGUGGACUUGAGACAGAGGAAGCAUAUCCCUACACUGCAACAGAUGGUGUCUGCAAGUUGUCAGCUGAAAAUUUUACUGUUCAAGUUCUUAACUCUGUUAACAUCUCCUUGGGUGCUGAGGAUGAGUUAAAACAUGCAGUUGCACUUGUUAGGCCAGUUAGUGUGGCAUUUGAGGUGGCGGAUGGUUUCCGAUACUACAAGAAAGGAGUAUACACCAGUGACACUUGCGGUAGCACUUCCCAGGAUGUGAAUCAUGCCGCUGUUGGGUAUGGAGUGGAAGAUGGUGUCCCAUAUUGGCUCAUUAAAAAUUCCUUGGGAGAGGACUGGGGUGACAACGGCUACUUCAAGAUGGAGAUAGGAAAGAACAUGUGUGGUCGGGAUCCGUUAGAGCCCAUUCAAACUUUGCAUACCUUGCCUUAAUACACAAGUUAAAAGACAAACUAUCAUUGUCCUUGGUGAAAGAAUCAAAAGUGUUGCAACCUGUGCAUCUUAUCCUACUGUAGCCUAAAUUGCAUAAAAUAUGGUUCCCUGCAACAAUCACCCCGCUCGUCAUAUUCCAGUAUAGAAGAUUAAAGAUGGUCUUUGUAUUGUGAUUAUUGUUCCAAGUUGAUAUGAUGUAGAAGAUAAGUAAGAAGUUGCUAUAAACCACGUACGAAUAUCAUGUAGUAAGUUCAUUGUUAUAGAGACAAAGAUGAUCAUAAAUCAGUUAGUUGUUAAAUAUUUACAAUUUAUUUGUGCUCCCCUCUUUAAUUAGCAAGUUAAAGAUAGCAUGCCAAUACUGCUUCGCAAUAUCUAACAUUGUCAACACAAUCAUAAGGAAAUCAAACU
This is a messenger RNA of Abrus precatorius (Indian licorice), 4282 nucleotides long. Its product is annotated as pentatricopeptide repeat-containing protein At2g06000-like. The record is from RefSeq and is a predicted model, not a curated record. NCBI's taxonomy places the organism in Eukaryota, Viridiplantae, Streptophyta, Magnoliopsida, Fabales, Fabaceae. Gene Ontology annotation, molecular function: protein binding. The transcript has 12 exons. The coding region runs from base 127 to 1668 and encodes 513 amino acids.